This is a messenger RNA of Falco peregrinus (peregrine falcon), 1772 nucleotides long. Its product is annotated as hydrocephalus-inducing protein homolog. Lineage: Eukaryota; Metazoa; Chordata; Aves; Falconiformes; Falconidae. The record is from RefSeq and is a predicted model, not a curated record. Bases 216 to 725 code for a protein of 169 amino acids. Gene Ontology annotation, biological process: axonemal central apparatus assembly; cilium movement. The transcript has 3 exons. Gene Ontology annotation, cellular component: axoneme.
GAGCAUCAAGGAAGGGGUGCCAGAAGCUCACCAUACAGUGUUACUUUUCUACUUGCUUUGUAUUUAUUGGUCAUUGUCUUUUCACUCCUCCUUCUUGCUUUUCACUUUCCUGCUGUCCAACACAGGGAAUGUGGCCCUGGAAUACAACUGGAUGGCGGCUGUGGAGGACGAAAGGGCAUUGAGCCACACUGGGGAGCUGCUUCCACCCAGCCUGGAUGGCUGAUCUUGUCUUUGAGUACCAGCCCCUGAAAACGGGUGAGAGCACGGGGCGCCUGGUGCUCCAGAGCAGCGACUUGGGCUCUUUCUACUACGGCCUGCACCUGAAAGCCACCAUGAGCAGGCCAGAGAAGCCCCUCUACUUCUGCACCACACUGGGCUCUAGGCAGACCAUCACCACUAAAAUAAUGAGUUAUGCCCAGCAGAAGACCGAGUACCUUCUCCAGACCCACUGCGCCGACUUCCAGAUGGCAAAAACCAUCAGCGUGGCCCCCGCCAGCCCGGGGGGCUCGGAGGUGAGCGUGGAGGUGACCUACGAGCCCUGCCAGCUGGGCGAAGCCAGGGCUACGCUGCAGCUCUGGUCCCCACUCGGCAGGGAGUACAGCAUCCCCCUCUUCAGCCUUUGCAUUAUCGUGACUGAAUUUAUUUUGCUACUAUCAUGGCUAGACUAUAGGGAUUUCGCAUGCGUGGUCUUUCCAGAUUUUUCCAAUACAUUCUGUGGGGUUUAAAAUUGCGCAUGCGCAUGUUCAAAGGCAUACACGGAUCAUUUGUGUGAUAAAAGAUGGCUGCUGAGUGUCAAGAUGAAGUCCCGGACCCAUUCCUUAUGGCACUAUGGCCAAAUGACAGGUCCUUGCUUUAAAUAUCAAGGGACCGUUGAUGUCGAUUUAGGUCAUCAUGUACCUUAAUUCCCAAUUUUUUUCCUUUUUCUGGUCGAUAAUAGGGAAAAGAAGGGGCAUUAUGAAGCCUACAUAACAUGUUUCGCUAUCUGUUGUUCAAUUAAAUGGUUCAUAUAUUUUUUUUUUCAACUUGCCCACUUGUUUAAGGCCUAUAAGGAGUGUGUAACUGUCAAUCUAUUCCCAAUACUGUACUCUCUUGUACUAUCAUAGCACAGAAGUGUGAGUCUCUAUUGGAAGAGAUUGUUGCCGGAACCCCAAAGAGGGGGAUAAUGUCAUUUAACAAUCCCUUUGUUACCUCUCUUGCUUUAUUUGUUCGACAAGGAAAGCUUUUUGGCCAACCUGAAAACAUAUCAGUCAUAACUAAUAAAUAUUGGUACCCCCCUUUUCUUGGGAGUUCGGAAAAAUCAACUUGCCACUGUUGCCCUGGCUAAUUUCCUCUACUAAUGUUCCCUAGUUUUAUUCUAUUUGCUGUAUUGGGAUUAUUGCGUAAACACAUUUUGCAUUGCUGAGUCGCCUGUUUUAUUACAGUAUACAAGUUUCGCCCUAUCAAUUUCUGAUUUAGACUUUUAUAUAAAGUAUCAGCUCCCUAGUGAGUCUUAUUAUGUUCUGUUAGGGCUGUGGUCCAUAUUAAAUUGGAUGGUACCACUAUACGACCAUCCCUCAAAUAAGUCCACUUACUUAUUUUAUCAUUCAUGUCCUAAAUUAGCUUUAAGUUUUCUUUAGAAUAGUUUGGCUCCUGAUCUGUACUUACAGUUUGGAUUUUACCGUCUAGUAUUAAGGAUAAUUCCUCCUUUCCUACCUCCUCUGUUACUCGUCUGGCCUCAUGGUCGGCCAGGCAGUUUCCUAUUUCCAAAUCAGUGCCUCAAUGGGUCAUCUUAU